AUGGCGGCCUCAAGCCUGGCGUUUGACGAAACAGAAGCAAGACAGUUCAGAGACUGUGUGGGACGUUUACAAAAGUUUGCUUUUUAUGAUGAUGAGAAAUCAAGAAGUAGUCUGAGUCUUCUGUUAGAUGAGCUGCUGGCUGUUGAAUCAUACGUGUGUAGUUUUCACAGUGAACAUGAAGGCAGUGCAGUGUUGGCAUACCUGGCUCGGGUUGUACCGCUUCAUCUGGACCGAAUCGUGGCCAAAGUCUGCCAUCUCAUUGUCAACUUCUGCGCCCACAAAAAUGUUGCCCUGGCGACAAAUGACCUACAUACACUUGUGAAGUUCCUAACAGACUCACUCACCCAGUGUCCUAGUUUUGUGCAUGCAGAAAUCCUCAGUGCCCUGUGUGUCGUCUGUGAAAACAACACACAUCGUAUAGAGAAAUUCCACGAUGUUCUUGUGGGGGGCAAGGGCUUGCUGCUGCAACUGACUGAUGACACAACCUGCGACGAUGACGUGGUGGUGGAGGCCGUCAGGUGCCUGGCUCUGUUCACUGGCGUCGGGCGCAGUCAUGCUGACUGUAUUGAGGUCAGGCACCUGUCUGCAAGCUUCGACACAUUUGUACACUUGCUACACCGAGCACCUCACAUGAAGAUGGACACACACAUGCGAAACAAGCUUCUGAUGCACUGUUUCAGCGGGAUACAAAAUAUCAUUGUGAUCAAACGUCUGCCAAACAUCGAACUGGGCUUCCUGUUUGCGGCUGUCAGGGCAUACAUGUUCUACGGUCUGACCAGCCAUUCCCUCAACAUCCCAUCUCAACUUUACCCCAAUGUGGUUACUCCCUACGAUCCCCUGGUCUCCUCGAAGACCCUCUCCAAAGCAGCAGGCGAUGCUGGAAGGCGAGAAGUCAACAAAUCAGCAGAUACCAGUAUGGUCAAGUCCAGCAGAGGCCUUGGGACCAGUGAAGCAGCCUCUAGCGAUAGGAGCCAGAAUAAGAAAUUGAGGAAGAGAAAAGGAAGAGGAAGGAGUGGAGAUUUGGAAGAAGACAAAGAGAAAGCUAGUGUCGUGGAAGAGAGGCCAGCUUGGUCUUCAGCUGUGGAAGUGAGAGGUGCACCUUGGAGUGAUAUAACUCCCGAGGCCGAAGCUCAAGACUGGGAGGCUGAUUGGCUGAAGUUAAGCAGUUCAGAAUCUGAGUUCUCCGACACAGAAGGGGGCAAAGCUCGGCAGCAGAAGUCAGAGAUGGUCAGGGUGAGACAGUCGGCCCUGAAUUGUUUCCUCAACAUUGUGAGGAUCAUCGACAAGAAAAUCAUGUUUGGCUACUGGUCGUCUUUCAUUCCCGAUGUUGGGUUCACAGCCAGUACUCCGCAGUUGCAGCAGUCGCUGUUCACCACCAUCCUCAGGGAUCCUUCUCCUCGGUGUCGCAUGGCUGCAGUUGCCAGUUUGACAAGCAUGCUAGAAUCAACCAAGCCAUACCUGGCAGCAGCAGAAGAGAUUUCCACACACCAGUCGGCGUUUACUCCGUUUUCCACCAUCUUGGGCUCCAUGAUCCGAGACAUGCACAGAUGCUUGCUGCAGGCUCUGGUCGCUGAGAACUUCAAGUCUGUGCUGACGCAGAUUAUCAAGUGUUUGGCCAACCUAGUCAGCAAUGUUCCCUACCACCGACUAAAUCCUGGCCUCUUAUCACGGGUGCUGAAACAGAUUCGUCAUUUCUAUAAUCAUAAAGAUCCAAACGUGCGCACAGCCUGUCUUACCUGCAUAGGAGCCAUUGUUGGAAUCAAACCACCGCUAAUGGAAGUCUCCCAGCUCAUCAAGCCACCCCACAACCCAGUUGGGGUGGCCAGUUCUGCCCACCCUAGUGAUUCCCCACUGUUUCGGCCUCAGGAUGCUUCUUACCUGCUGUACCCUAGUUUUGGCACAGCCCAAGUCCUCACUGCACUGGAGGAGAACCAGAAGGUGACUGACAACCCAAGGGAUGCUCAAAGAUGCCUUGAUCUUUCUGAAGCCGCAGCAGAGAAGAAUGCAGCAGAUUCCAAUGACACGUCCAGUUUUGUUGGCCCUCAAGCUAUUCUAAAACCAGACACUGGUGACCUCCAUCUAAAUGACAGGUUGAAAAAUGGGCUGACAUUGACAAAUACCAAGUUGAACCCCGAUGCCGAAACUUUUCGACCAGUUCAAGAAAUCGAACAUCCCAUUAAUAAUUUUGAUGAAAGCACACAGAUAAAUGAGACCAGCUUCGGGUCAGGGUACUGUACAGAUACCACGACCCCAGUUUUAGGGGCAAGUUCAGGGAUGGCAACUCCUGUGUUCUUGGAUCAGCUGCUGCAGAAACAUGCCAGGGAGACGUCCUGGGUGAUCAAGCUGUGUAUUAAAAAUAUAACAGGACAACCAGAUAUUCCUUGUGAAGAAAGUCACGCAAGAGUGGAAGCCUUCCAAAAGUUUGAGCCCCUGCCUAUUCGCUUGGAGGCGCUGCAGGUUUUGAGCUGUCUUAUCAGGAAUUACUUCCCUGUUAUCAGGCAGAGCUUUGAUCUUCUUCAAAACUUGGUACAGAAGUGCCUGGAGGAUCCGAACCACAUUGUCAAGCUACAUGGAGUGAAGGUUCUAGAUGAGCUGACACAAGUUCUACAGAAGGAUGUUGCUGAUGCCAGCAUCUCUCCAAACCAUGUCAUUCCUUUUCAGCAGGUGUUAGACUUCUGGCUGUACCUCCUGGAAGGCCCGUUGCCCGAGCUGUUGAAAUUUAACCCCGAAAUGUCCAUAGAGGGAAACAAUUUGGUGCGUUCCGGAGCUUGUGAGUGCAUGGCAAACAUAGGAGAGGAGGUGUUCGCAAAAUUACCUACAGCCCGACAGAUGCAGUGUGUUACCCUGGUCUUGGGACUGGCUGGCGAUGAGGACAAGCUGAUCAGAGCUUCGGCCGUCAGGGCUCUUGGCGUCUACAUCAUGUAUUCUGGUUUGAAGGAGGAUGUAGCCUUUGUGCUUGAUGCGGGCAAGGCAAUCUUAUCCUGUAUGGGAUGCCCCAGCAACUGUGUCAGGUUCAAGGCCGCUUGGGCCUUGGCAAAUCUGUGUGACACUUUGGUCCUUAACAAAGAUAAACAAGUUCAGGACUUUGUGACAGACUUUCCGCAUGACCUACUUCUGCAGCUGGUCCAGUGUGCAGCGUCGUCCACGAAGGAGAGUGACAAAAUCAGCUGCAAUGCGGUCCGGGCUAUAGGAAACUUGGUGAGGUACAUGCCGACUCGUUGUUUCCUGCAGUCAGACAUGGAGAAGGCGGUUGAGGCCGCAGUAAGGGGGUUGAUUAAAAACAUGAAUAGUGGAACUAUGAAGGUUCGCUGGAACAGUUGUUAUGCUGCCAGCAAUGCCUUCCAGAAUCCCGAGCUUCCGAUGGACCGAACGUGGGUGACAGACAUUCUCAACAUGCUGAGCAAGGUGGUGCAGAACUGCACAAACUUCAAGGUUCGAAUCAAUGCAGCCCUGGGAUUAUCUGCCCCUUCUGCAAGACAGGGUUAUGGGUCCCCAGAGACAGUCAGCAAUGUCUGGGCGAGCCUGGUCUUGGCCUUAGAGACGGCCGAAAAUAUCAACAAUUUUGCCGAGUACAAGUACAAAGAUAGUUUGACAGAACAUCUCUGUGGUGCGGUCCUGCAUGUAACGUCGUUGAUUGAACUGGCAGACCUGAGCGCACUGUCACAGCAAGUACACAUCAAGGGGCACAGUUUCCGAAUAUUCAUGGAGAAAUAUGUCAAGCUUCGUCUAGCUAAGAAAGUCCAGAGUGACAUCCCCUCCCUGGAGAAGGUCAGAGGUCAUCUACAGAGGUUAGAAUCGUCAGCAACAUCUGAUGACCAGAGACGCUGCUUGCAGGCUUUGUUGCAGGCCUGUGUGCCUGAUACAGAUUCAGCAGACGAGAGAACACCAGAAAAGACAUCAUUUCAACAGACCUAUGACUAG
Messenger RNA from Candidula unifasciata, 3921 nucleotides. NCBI's taxonomy places the organism in Eukaryota, Metazoa, Mollusca, Gastropoda, Stylommatophora, Geomitridae. The record is from the annotation of a GenBank genome assembly.